AUGAAAUACCUCUUGGGACCAUUCAUGAUUGGCCUUAUCAUACCAGAAGGUCCACCUUUAGGCUCGGCCUUGGAAGCCAAGUAUUAUGAUCUGACGAUGAACGUGCUUUUACCGAUCUCAAUUGCAUUCAGCACGAUGAGAUGUGAUGUAUUGAAGAUCAUAUACGAGUUUGAUGACAUCAGGUACAACAUGUUCUUGAUGGCUCUAACGCUCGUUUUGAAACUGGCCGCUGGCACCGGACCUUGUGUAACACCCGUGUUCCGUGGUUUGGCCGCCGCGGACUAG
This is a messenger RNA of Arabis nemorensis, 285 nucleotides long. The record is from the annotation of a GenBank genome assembly. NCBI's taxonomy places the organism in Eukaryota, Viridiplantae, Streptophyta, Magnoliopsida, Brassicales, Brassicaceae.